This is a messenger RNA of Eimeria acervulina, 1986 nucleotides long. RefSeq lists its product as hypothetical. The record is from RefSeq and is a predicted model, not a curated record. The transcript has 7 exons. Bases 1 to 1986 code for a protein of 661 amino acids. NCBI's taxonomy places the organism in Eukaryota, Apicomplexa, Conoidasida, Eucoccidiorida, Eimeriidae.
AUGUAUACACCCGGCGAUCAUCCGGAAGGAAAUUCUCAGAUUCGCCGCGCCAGCAUUUUUGACCCUUUUGCGGAUUUCUCUCAAAUGAGCAGGAGUCGUAAAGCAGUAACAGGAAGUCCAGCAGCAGCAGAAGCGGGAAGUCCAGCAGUGGCAGCAGGAGCAGCAGCAACAGGAAAUGCAGAAGCAGCAGGAGGCGAAAAAGGAAUAUAUGAAGACCCUAAAAAGAUAAAGAAGGUCUGGGCACAGCGGCAUUUAACUUACUGCGAACUUCAAGAAGAAGAAGACGAAGAAAGACUAAGGCUCUUGUACCAAAUAGUGCACGAGGUGUAUAGACAGUUCGGAGGCAAAUGGAGUAAUGAGCUGCCUCCGACGUCCGCGCUGAUAAAGUUGCUACGGAAGCCGAAGGUGGAGGGCCUUCGUGUUGCGGUGCCUAACCCUCAGUCUCUUUUAAACAAGUACAUAAUGAAGCCUUGUGAAGCGGUUGAGUUGGUUCAUUCUUUGCUUAUUCCGCUUGUAAUGGAGAGAUUUUAUCUCUUUGAUAUGCGCUUUGCUGAGAGCCCGCGCCUACUAAUAGAAGAAGCAACUUCAGCAGCAGAGUGGUGUUUAGCUACACGCGCAUUGAGUCGGAUGGGGAGGAUUGCAAAUUAUCUCCUGACAGUGAUAUUGGAGUCAAGAGUGCCGGGGCUGCUGCGUCUUUUGUUUCGUCUGAACGGCCUCCAGUUUUUUGAAUAUCGAAUCAGUUAUAUGCUGCACAUGCUGUCUUGGAGGGGGCAGGAUAACUACGAGCCUCCAUUGGAAUUUGAACGAAAUAGAGAAAAAGCAAUAAUAAAAUGCCGCAGAAGCGAUUUGCUGCAGAUCAUCAACGGGGAAGAAGAGGAGAUGAGCAGGGAGUUGAGCCUCUGGAGCAACUUGCGGCGAAGCCUACACCGCGGUUUAAAUGUAUAUUUGUGCCGAACUGUUUUGUGUUUUAUUGCUGAUAUGAUGUACCUGAGCUGCCUAGACACCGCACCAAUCCUGCUGAGUCGCGCGAGGGAAAUGCACACAGCUUUAGACACAAUUGUUAUUCCUGCUUUGAGAGAAGUAAAAGUACAACUCCUAACAAACGUAACGCUGGACUUCUGCUGGAAAGCGGCAGUUUGCCUUCGAGAUGUCUUUAAGAAGACAGCUGAACAAGAAGACAUAAACCCCGAUACUCUCUUGCCUUUCACCUUGCCCCAGCGUUGGGGCCUCCGGGGUGGGGGGCCUUGGCCCUCUUUGUGGCAGAGCACAUGGGAGGUCCCCUACAUAAACUGGAAGUCGGACUUGACAACAUUAGAUGAUUACGAACGAACGAGCACACCGCGCAAGAACGCACCAGCAGCAAGAACAGCAAAAGCUUCAAGAAGGACAGGGAGAACUCGAAGCGGCAUUAGCAAAUUAGGGGAUAAAACGAAAAGGCCACCAAGUCCUCCUUUGUUGGACUCAGCAAACACCGCAAUACCCCGAGAAGAAUACUUCUUCCUUCGGAGGGAGAACACAGAAAAUUUUGAAACUGGACGUUUUGUCAGAGCAGCUCAGGCAUUAGAGCAGAUGAAUCUGCUGCACCCUCAGCAUCAGCAGGAGCAGCAAGAGCAGCAACAGGAUCUAGAGACGAUGCCUCUGUACAGACAGUGGAAGAGCCCUGUAAUUCCUUGUUGGAUGCCGGGGUGUAAAGCCGUUAUUUUUCAAGGUCAAGCAACAGGGCCUACGCUAGAAAGCAUGCACUAUUGUCCAGAGUGUCACGUCGCUUCGUAUUGCAGCGAAAAAUGCCGUGAGGCCCAUUUGAACUGCGGACACUCAGAGGUCUGCUGCUACUUCAAGAAGCCGCCCACCUUCCUGCGUUUCCACAUGUUGAAAAACCAAAUUCCGAGACAAAUGAAAUAUCCCAUUUUAGAUGUUUUCCAUGGACUCUGUGACUUAAACUUCACGGUGGACGUACAACCAGAGGAUUUCCACCCGAUAUUUUAA